Molecule: messenger RNA, 1011 nt
Organism: Gavia stellata (red-throated loon)
Lineage: Eukaryota; Metazoa; Chordata; Aves; Gaviiformes; Gaviidae
Gene: POU4F3
Product: POU class 4 homeobox 3
Exons: 2
Coding region: 1-1011 (336 amino acids)
Biological process (GO): regulation of transcription by RNA polymerase II
Molecular function (GO): DNA-binding transcription factor activity, RNA polymerase II-specific; RNA polymerase II cis-regulatory region sequence-specific DNA binding
Source: RefSeq, a predicted model, not a curated record
AUGAUGGCCAUGAACGCCAAGCAGCCGUUCGCCACGCACGCCGCCCUCCAGGAGCCCAAGUUCUCCAGCCUGCACUCCGGCGCGGAGGCGAUGCGCAGAGUUUGCCUCCCGGCCCCGCAGCUGCAGGGCAAUAUAUUCGGGAGCUUCGAUGAGAGCCUGCUGGCCCGCGCGGAGGCUCUGGCGGCCGUCGACAUCGUCCCCCACGCCAAGGGCCACCACCACCCCUUCAAGCCGGACGCCGCCUACCACGCCAUGAGCGGCCUCCCCUGCGCCGCCGCCGCGCUCCCGCACCCCGCCGCGCUCGCCGCCGCCCACCCGCACCCGCACCCGCACCCGCUCCCGCACCCGCACCCGGCGCUGGACGGCGGCGACCUGCUGGAGCACCUCUCGCCCUCGCUGGCCGUCGGCGGGCUGCCCGAGCCCCCCGCCCUGCCCGCGCCGCUGCCGCCGCACCCGCUGGCCGCCGCGGGCCCCCUGGCCGUGGGCGUGGGCCCCCCGGGGGGCCCGGCGCCGCCGCCCGCCGCGCCCGAGGCGGAGUCGGACCCGCGGGAGCUGGAGGCCUUCGCCGAGCGCUUCAAGCAGCGGCGGGUGCGGCUGGGGGUGACCCAGGCCGACGUGGGGGCGGCGCUGGCGGCGCUGAAGCUGCCGGGCGUGGGCUCGCUCAGCCAGAGCACGAUCUGCCGCUUCGAGUCGCUGACGCUGUCGCACAACAACAUGACGGCGCUGCGGCCGGUGCUGCAGGCCUGGCUGGAGGGCGCCGAGGCCGCGCACCGCGACCGCGCCGCCGGCCCCGAGCUGCUGGCCGGCGCCGAGCGCAAGCGCAAGCGGACCUCGAUCGCCGCGCCCGAGAAGCGCUCGCUGGAGGCCUACUUCGCGCUGCAGCCGCGGCCCUCCUCCGAGAAGAUCGCCGCCAUCGCCGAGAAGCUGGACCUCAAGAAGAACGUGGUGCGCGUCUGGUUCUGCAACCAGCGCCAGAAGCAGAAGCGCAUGAAGUACUCGGCGGUGCACUGA